Molecule: messenger RNA, 1471 nt
Organism: Larimichthys crocea (large yellow croaker)
Lineage: Eukaryota; Metazoa; Chordata; Actinopteri; Sciaenidae
Gene: prkra
Product: protein kinase, interferon-inducible double stranded RNA dependent activator
Exons: 9
Coding region: 184-1119 (311 amino acids)
Biological process (GO): regulation of regulatory ncRNA processing; siRNA processing
Cellular component (GO): cytoplasm; nucleus; RISC-loading complex
Molecular function (GO): double-stranded RNA binding; siRNA binding
Source: RefSeq, a predicted model, not a curated record
ACCGGCCGGUGGAUGACCCGGAUGUUGAUAUGACAUUAUAAACUCGGUAAUUUCCCCGAGCCUGGUGGCUUCAAUGAAGAGUAGUUAGCAAAAAAAAUUAAGGUCUUCAUAAUUCAUUAACCAGAUGCCGAGAAAAAUAUCUUAAAGCGUUGUCUGAAAUAUUUAAUUUAAGCGUCUUUAACCAUGUCUCAGGAGGGAUAUCAGCCAGCAGCGAUGAGCUCCGCCGACCCCAGCUUGAAUGCACAUGAGUCGCAGAGGCCCAACCCCGGGAAGACGCCGAUACAAAUCCUGCACGAAUACGGCACUAAAAGCGGCAACCUUCCCGUGUACGUGAUGGAGAAGGCUGAAGGAGAGGCUCACCAGCCCAGCUUCGUCUUCAGCGUGAAAAUCGGAGACGUUAACUGCUCAGGUCAAGGUCCCAGUAAAAAGGCUGCGAAACACCUGGCUGCAGAGGCCGCACUGGAUAUUCUGCAGAUAGACGCUGGAACAGUCAUGAGCGUGCCUGUGAAGUCUGAGAGUAACGGCGUUGCAGCGGACACAAACAACCAUCCCAACUCGGUGGGGAUACUGCAGGAGUUGGCUUUACAGAGAGGAUGGCGUCUUCCUGAAUACACAGUUUUAAUGGAGGCUGGUCCGCCACACAAGAGAGAGUUCACUGUCACUUGUCGGAUGGAGUCCCUGUCAGAGAAAGCUGUAGGAAAUUCAAAAAAGGCAGCAAAAAAGGCGGCUGCGGAGAAAAUGGUGGCAAAGCUUCAAAGUCUGUCAGGCUGUUCUGAAAUCACAUGGACUCCUAAACCGAGUGUUCGAUUUGAGAACUUGAGGAACUCAUCAGCGGAGAAGAUCUCUUUACUGAGAAGAAACCCGCUGAGCAUUCCCAACACAGAUUACAUUCAGAUGAUGUUGGAUCUGUCCAAGGAGCAGGGCUUCGAGGUCACAUACUUCGACAUCGACGAGCUGACGGUGAACGGCCAGUACCAGUGCCUGGCAGAGCUGUCCACCUCCCCGGUCACCGUGUGCCACGGCACGGGCAUCUCCUGUAGCAACGCUCACAACGACGCAGCACACAGCGCCCUCCAAUACAUCAAGAUCAUGGCCGCCUCCAAGAGCAUAUUGAGCUGAAUGUCGUCGACAGCCAAGUAGAAGAUCUUAAACUUUUAAGUUCACCUCAGAGAAACCCACCUCUGUGAGCAAAAACCACCUGAAAAGGAAAGGGAAGUUUUAAAAAAAAAAAGAAAAAAGAAGAAGAGACUAUUAUGAAUAUUUAUUUAUUUUUUCCUACAUCAACUCUUCCAUCUGUCAGUAUGCAAUCUAGAGUACAACCUUUCUAGUUCACUCUCAAAAUAGAUAUAUAAUGUAUUUGUUUUUUGCAGUGUGUGUGCCUCCAUUGUAUCAUGUGAAACCUGUAUCAAAUAAAACCCGGUGGAGAGCAACACGACAACACAUGUAUGAACCGUGAAAUAAACACUAAAUG